CUACAAGUCCCGUGUUUAGCGGAGGGAGUAAAUUCACCGCCUGACUUUACAAUACGCGGAUAGAGGUGACCCUUCUGUCUAGUCCGACUCUAAGCAGGGAGAACAGGCACAGCAGAAACAAGCCAUCUUCACCCGCUAGCAAAAAUGGCUGAACCGAUCCGUGUUGUGGUGACCGGCGCUGCUGGCCAGAUUGCCUACUCCCUGCUGUACAGCAUUGCAAAGGGGGAUGUGUUUGGAAAGGACCAGCCAAUCAUCUUGAUCCUGCUGGACAUCCCCCCCAUGCUGCCGGUGCUGGAAGGAGUCGUCAUGGAGCUGCAGGACUGCGCCCUCCCACUGCUGAGGGAGGUCAUCCCCACUGACAAGGUGGAGGUGGGCUUCAAGGACAUUGAUGCCGCAAUCUUGGUGGGCUCCAUGCCCAGGAAGGAGGGGAUGGAGAGGAAGGACCUUCUUAAAGCUAACGUGGCUAUCUUCAAGACUCAGGGAGCCGCCCUGGACAAGUACGCCAAGAAAACCGUGAAGGUUUUGGUGGUGGGAAAUCCAGCAAACACAAACUGUCUGAUCGCCUCCAAGUCUGCUCCAUCCAUCCCCAAAGAGAACUUCUCCUGCCUGACCCGACUGGACCACAACAGAGCCUGCUCCCAGGUGGCGAUGCGUUGCGGCGUGUCCUCCGACAAAGUGAAGAACGUCAUUAUCUGGGGGAACCACUCUUCCACUCAGUACCCCGAUGUCCACCACGCCAAGGUCAAUGCCCUCGGCAGUGAGAUGGCUGCCUACGAUGCUGUGAGGGAUGAUGCCUGGCUCAGAGGAGACUUCAUCUCAACAGUGCAGCAGCGAGGUGCUGCUGUCAUCAAAGCCAGGAAGCUGUCCAGCGCCAUGUCCGCUGCCAAGGCCAUCUGCGAUCACAUGAGGGACAUCUGGUUUGGCACUAAGGAUGGCGAGUUUAUCUCCAUGGGGGUGUAUGCUGGUGGAAACUCCUAUGGCAUCCCAGAAGACCUCAUCUACUCUUUCCCUGUCCAGAUCAAGAACAAGACCUGGAAAGUGGUCGAUGGACUCCCCAUUAAUGACUUUUCCCGAGCAAAGAUGGACGCCACAGCAGCAGAGCUGGUGGAGGAGCGAGACACUGCUAUGGACUUCCUGUCCCAGUGACUGUCAGCCUUUGCUGGCCAACAGCAGCAUUUAGAUCCACUAAAUCCUGGCUGUUCUCGUCUAUGAAGACCAAGCCCUCCACUAUUAUAAUUAUCCGAGCUGGUGUCUGUGUGUCACCUCUGUGUUUGUGUGUAUGCUUAAGUACACAUUGGUGUGUCACUACACCACUUCAUCAGGUUUACUCAGAACCUGUUCUCUAAAUCUCGACAUCCUGGCCUCCUCUGUCUGCAAGAGAAUGUCUGUUGUUAGAUACACAAACUAGCUGAGCAGAAACUGUAACGUAAACUCUUACCUUCAGUAAAACAACAAGAAACUGA
This is a messenger RNA of Melanotaenia boesemani (Boeseman's rainbowfish), 1463 nucleotides long. RefSeq names its product malate dehydrogenase, cytoplasmic-like. The transcript is spliced from 9 exons. NCBI's taxonomy places the organism in Eukaryota, Metazoa, Chordata, Actinopteri, Atheriniformes, Melanotaeniidae. The record is from RefSeq and is a predicted model, not a curated record. Gene Ontology annotation, biological process: tricarboxylic acid cycle; oxaloacetate metabolic process; malate metabolic process. Gene Ontology annotation, cellular component: mitochondrion; cytosol. Gene Ontology annotation, molecular function: L-malate dehydrogenase (NAD+) activity. The coding region runs from base 145 to 1146 and encodes 333 amino acids.